AUGGUCCGCAUCAAGGAGAGAUACGUUCUCGUCAACAUUUUAUAUCCACCAGACCCUUCGAAGCCACAAGCGCCCAAUGUCCCGGACUUUGUGGUCAUGCACCAACCGACAACGGGCAGUCUCACUCCCCAGUCUCUGUUAAAGGCGAUUAGAGCUGAGGUUGCUACCCUGUUUGGCGACUAUGGUUCUGGCGCCAUAGAAGGGAAUCUCCAGGUCAAGUACCUUUCCAACGCAACGUCAACUUUCAUUUUGAAAGUGAAGAGAGCACACUACCGUCUCGUCUGGGCCGCCCUGACUUUCAUGAACUGCGUGCCUCUUAAGACAGGGGAUGGCAAGCCGUGUACUUUCAAGGUCGUCAGAGUGAGCGGUACUAUUCGCAAGGCCGAAGAGGAGGCAGUUCGACAAGCUAGACAGCUCGUGCUUGCAGCCAAGGACUCUGCUGCGGCCGCUGCCAGUGGCACUCUGCCGAUGUUCACCGCGCCCAAAGCCCAAGUCGAAGACACUAUCAUGUUCGACGCUUCAGACGUCUCCGAUGAGGACAUGGUUGAAGAAGACGGCUGA
Messenger RNA from Colletotrichum spaethianum, 561 nucleotides. Its product is annotated as ribonuclease T2-like 1-A. Gene Ontology annotation, biological process: tRNA 5'-leader removal. The transcript is spliced from 2 exons. The record is from RefSeq and is a predicted model, not a curated record. Gene Ontology annotation, cellular component: ribonuclease P complex. The coding region runs from base 1 to 561 and encodes 186 amino acids. Lineage: Eukaryota; Fungi; Ascomycota; Sordariomycetes; Glomerellales; Glomerellaceae.